GAGCUUAAGAAUUCUUAUCAGACAAUAUUUUUAGGACAAUGGACAAAGCCAUAAAAUUGUACUCAAUAAUUGCCUUGCAUUUGUUGGUGACCAAAGCUCAGCCCCAGCAAUGCCCAUAUGGCUGGAAACAACGGGGGACAUCAUGUUACGCGUUUUUUACAGACAUACAACUUAGCUGGACAGAAGCAAUGUUAUACUGCAACGCACUUCAUGCCAAAUUGGUGGAAAUAGAGACAGAAGUAGAAGAUGAAUUUCUUCGUAUUUACGAGAUGGAUCAUGGAUUAAAAACAAGCUUCUGGAUAGGUCUGACUGAUACCUUGGUGGAGGGACAUUGGGUGUGGGAGACGUCACAAACAACCCCCGCCUACACUGACUGGUACCCAGGGGAACCUAAUGAUAUGGGACACCGCGAAGACUGUGGUGGCAUGUAUUAUUCUGGGCACUGGAAUGAUUUUCCUUGUAAUACAACCCAUAGUUUCAUAUGUGAAAAAGAGUUGGACAAUGAGGUCAGCGUCAUUGGAUGAUUGCUAUUUACGGUAGCCAGUAAUUGUGGGUCCAAAUAAAGAAUAAAUAUUUAAC
This is a messenger RNA of Saccostrea cuccullata (small rock oyster), 579 nucleotides long. RefSeq names its product perlucin-like. The coding region runs from base 39 to 524 and encodes 161 amino acids. NCBI's taxonomy places the organism in Eukaryota, Metazoa, Mollusca, Bivalvia, Ostreida, Ostreidae. The transcript has 5 exons. The record is from RefSeq and is a predicted model, not a curated record. Gene Ontology annotation, molecular function: signaling receptor activity.